AUGGUGGAGGGGAAACCGUAUCGGUACGGGCUGAUAGUGGCGGGCCUGUGUGUGGUGGCAGUCGGCCUCUUCAUCAUGACUCAGGAGCGGCCGCACGUCUACGCCACAAUGUGCGUCCUGGGCGUCACCAUGGUGUGUGUUGGGACGACAUGGAGCCUGUGCCAGUGCUAUCCCAAGGUAGUUUUGGCUGCUCACGUUCAGGAGAGCAAGAUACAGGCUCAGAAUACAGCUGAAGCAAAAGAUGGAAGGUUUCCUGGAGCUCCAUCAGAUUUCUGCGGCCAAAAUUUGAGAGGCACUAAACUUCUCCACGAGGUCCCAGUGAGCCAGUGUCACAGCUGUCCUACACUGAACCUGGUCUGAGGUGAUCCAGGAUACCGGACUGAGCUCAGGACAAGAUGAGGAUGGCGGUCCUCUGUUUGAUGACCUGUUACUGAACAGCAUCCCUGAGUAUUUGAAUUUGUAUGAACAAUAGAUGCAAUAUCAGCAGUUUUGCUCAAUUUUUGUGUAUUUUUGAAGUACUGGAAGAUAUUCUUAUG
Molecule: messenger RNA, 536 nt
Organism: Solea solea (common sole)
Lineage: Eukaryota; Metazoa; Chordata; Actinopteri; Pleuronectiformes; Soleidae
Gene: bsnd
Product: barttin CLCNK type accessory subunit beta
Exons: 3
Coding region: 1-360 (119 amino acids)
Biological process (GO): chloride transport
Cellular component (GO): basolateral plasma membrane
Molecular function (GO): chloride channel regulator activity
Source: RefSeq, a predicted model, not a curated record